This is a messenger RNA of Aspergillus novofumigatus IBT 16806, 1380 nucleotides long. RefSeq lists its product as uncharacterized. Gene Ontology annotation, molecular function: D-alanine-D-alanine ligase activity. The coding region runs from base 1 to 1380 and encodes 459 amino acids. Lineage: Eukaryota; Fungi; Ascomycota; Eurotiomycetes; Eurotiales; Aspergillaceae. The record is from RefSeq and is a predicted model, not a curated record. The transcript has a single exon. Gene Ontology annotation, biological process: peptidoglycan biosynthetic process.
AUGGCCAAGAACGACCCCUACAAGAAUGCCAGACACUGGGGCGCGCCGCCCGGGCCGGAGACCGAUCGUUUCCCUCCGUUUGUCAAACCGGCGAAUGAGUGUGCCAGCCGACUGAUUGACUACCAGUCCGUCUGUCAGAACCAGAACGAGCUGGAGGGCGCUCUCCGCCGCAUCAACAGGGCAUUGUAUGACGACCGUGUGAGACGUGCUGAGGCUAUGGGCAUUAAAGACACAAAGGGCUAUGCAGAGUCGUAUAACCCCGUCGGGCGCGAUAGUGAUGAUGUCGUCGUUCAAGAGUACUUCGACGGAGAGGACUAUAGCUGUACCGUCAUUCAAAUGGGCGACGCUUGUCUUGCCCUGACUCCAUUCAAGGUGGUCAGAAAGGACGAGACUCGCUCCGAGCUGUUACGCAAGAAAGAAAAUCCGGAUUUGUUUGAACGUCUCCAAAACAUCGCAAUCGACGCUUUCAUGGUUAGUGGAUGUCAAGGCAACAACAUGGGCUGCGCGGUUAGUCUUCGUGCCCGGCCGAAUGGCGACGUCUUCGCUAUUGAGGUCAACCCCCAGCCUGCGGCUUUCAUGCCUGAAAGGCCAUGCCGGGAUCUACCCAUCAUACACAGUCUUCCUGGAGGAUACCCAGCGGUCAUCAAUAUUUUCAUCGCGAACCACUUGCUCCGAAACGCAGCGCAACGGAAUGCCGAGGAGAAGAUUGCCGCCGCGUACGAUGACUUCGCUUCGAAAUACGACGCCGUCCAAGCCAGCAGCAGCACCAUUGCCGCGGCUAUUAGAAGCUUGACAGAGGCGUAUGACUUUGGCGGAACCGUCUUCGAUCUCGCCUGCGGCACGGGUCUCUUCGGGCGUGUGUUGACAGAAACCAAAGCCACGAGUGCAAGUAGUCGCCUACUGGGCUUUGGCAUAUCCACCCAGAUGGGGGAUAUCUGCCGGAGCAGCGGUGUGUAUGAAGCCGUUCAUAUCGAGUCCAUGGAGCAAGCUCUGCUCAGCCGGGAUCGCUUUGCCGUGGGCGUCGACCAUAUAGUUUGCUUCGCAGCGAUCCACUUCCUGCGCCCUGAGGUAUUCGCGUUUGUUCUGGUGCUUUGUUUCACCCUGGCCAGGAAGUCCAUAACCAUCGGUGUCGAUGAGAUCCCUGACGUUUACAAUGAAAAGCUCGAGCAAAUGAACGCUGGGCACAUGCAUGCAUGGAACCACCUUGCCCCUAUGCUGGCAUUCGGAGAGCCGCCCAAUUGGCAAUUGACGAAGAGUACGAGGCAGUAUUCUCGGACAUCGAUUGGCACAGGAGAUGAGAUUUAUACUACGUAUUUCCGAUUUGAUCGAAUCGGAGAAAGCCAAGAUCUGAUGUCCAAAGGGCCAGAGUUUCCCAAUUAA